Molecule: messenger RNA, 1536 nt
Organism: Morchella sextelata
Lineage: Eukaryota; Fungi; Ascomycota; Pezizomycetes; Pezizales; Morchellaceae
Exons: 7
Coding region: 1-1536 (511 amino acids)
Biological process (GO): carbohydrate transport; transmembrane transport
Cellular component (GO): membrane
Molecular function (GO): carbohydrate:proton symporter activity
Source: RefSeq, a predicted model, not a curated record
AUGUGGAAACCUAGAUUGUACGGCAAUGCUCUCGUCUACACAAUCACAGCAUGCUGUUGUCAAGGCUUCCUGCUCCUGGGAUACGACCAAGGUGUCAUGAGCGGCAUCAUCGGCGCAGAUAACCGCUUCGCAAAGGAUUUCAACUACCCAGGUACCAGUACACAGGGUACAAUUGUCGCUAUCUAUGAUAUUGGUUGUGUUGUUGGAUCGAUAUUGUGUUUUUACAUCGGAGAGAAGAUGGGCCGGAAGCGUAUGAUUAUGGCUGGUGGGAUAACAAUGUUGGUUGGGACCGCAAUCUUGACGAGUUCUACUACACUGGCCCAGUUGAUUGUUGGUAGAAUUGUGACCGGUAUUGGAAAUGGUUUCAACUCUAGCACUAUUCCGGUCUAUCAGGCAGAGUGUUCCCCGGCAAGAGUCAGGGGUAUGCUACUUACUACACAGGCUGUCGUUACCAUCUUUGGACUUUGUAUUGCUUAUUGGUUGGAUUAUGGCACAUCUUUCAAUGAUGGCCCCAUGCAAUGGCGUCUUCCUCUUGGAUUCCAGGCGUUUUUUGCCUUGUUUCUCGUCUUGCAAAUCCUCAUGCUUCCGGAAACCCCCAGAUGGCUUGUCGCUCAAGAUCGCGGUGAAGAAGCAGCCCAGGUUUUGGCAGAUCUUGAGGGAGAGGAAUAUUUCCCCGAUCAUCCAAGAAUAGUCGAACUCCGUCAGGACAUUGAGGCGUCGGUAGCGCUAGAAAGUCAAGGCGGUCCAUUCAAAUUCAAAGAACUCUUUAUCGGUGGCAAGAUUCAGAACUUUCGAAGAAUCUGUCUUGCAAUUGCUGUCAUGGUCAUGCAACAAGCAACAGGUGCAAACAUGAUCAACUACUAUGCCCCAGUUGUUUAUCAGCAGACUAUGGGACUCACCCGCAAUAUGUCUCUCAUCCUCGGUGGCUGCACAUCCCUGACUUAUCUGGUCGGCUCUUUUAUCCCAUUGUGGAUAGUUGAUAGACUUGGUCGUCGUCCUCUCCUCAUGUUCUCCUCUGUCGGUCUCUGCCUAUGUUUCUCACUGGCUUCAAUUCUGCUCUCGCUUGAAUCUGUGUCCGCUGCAUACGGUGCCUGUGCAAUGGUCUUCAUCUUUCAGAUCUUCCUGGGCAUCGGCUGGCUCCCCGUACCAUGGUAUUAUGGCUCCGAAGUCUCAACCACUCGACUCAGGUCCCGCGCACAGGCCAUAGGGUCGGCGUUCAAUUGGCUUGCUGUGUUUACGGUAGUUGAGAUUACACCAAUUGCCAUCGACAAUAUCGGGUGGAAGACAUUCAUCAUCUUUGCUGUUUUCAAUGCUGGAAUGGUGCCGAUUGUGUAUUGCUUCUUCCCAGAGACGAAAGGCCUUGAGCUGGAGGAUGUAGACCACCUCUUUGACCGCGGUGGUAUCACUGGAGGCGUAUGGAGUACAGGUGGAAAGACUGUAGAAAGACGGAGGGUAGGAGAGGAAACGGGGGUGUUUGAGCGGGCAGAGAAAGCAAGUGGUGUGCAUCUAGAAGAUGCGCCUGCUCGGAAAGAGUAA